AUGGUGGCUGAUAAUCUCUCUACGUUUUUAACUCUUUCUCGAAAGGACACUGUUCCAGUAUUUUCGAACAGAAUUAAUAUUUCCACUCAUCAUAACGAUGUCUCAAGCUAAUCAAUUGAUGAAAAAGGAGAUAAUAACAUAGACUAAGGAGGAACAACUGAUUAAGGGUAUAACUCAAGCAGAUAUAUUGGAGUAGUGAUCACCCUUGACAUUAUUAGUUUUAUCAUCAUAAUUCUAUUGGCAAAGUCGGCUCACAAAGCUUAUAAAUUUAUGACAAAGAAGGAUAGACUCCUACUUUUUCACUUCUUAUUUUUGGAAUUGUCUUUAGUAUGCAAGACUCUUUCAUAUAUGUUGAGUGCUAUAUACUUUUCAAGUGAAGGCUAAAACUUAUCUUCUAGCAUGACUGAAUUCUAUAUAUACAUUGAAAACCUAGGAUAUUUGUUUUUCUUUACUGCAUGUUCACUUAACCUAUAUAAAUGGAGAAUAUAAUUUGGAAUUUUCUCUUGUCUAGUAUUGGCAGUUAUGGUUAUUGAGUUUGUGAUGAUUUCACUCGAUGCUGAUAUUGAAGAUGAUAUGAAAGCCUAAAAGAUUGACCGAGCAUUGAAUAUGAUUUACGCUAUAAAUGGACUCAUUUUAGGUAUCGGAUUUAUAGUUGUAGGCUGGAUGCUACUUAAGAAACUAAAUUUCAACUAUGAAGACAUAUACGAGGAGAAUGGAAAAUCAACAAAUUCUUGGAAUUAGUAAAUUAAAAAAAUUAAAACCUUUUUCAGUCCAAUUUAUGAAUUCUGCGCAGUUUUCCUAUUUGAAUUGACUCCUAUCCUUGCUUAGAUUAUUUUGAUAAUGAAUGCAACUAAGAACUCUUGGAAUAAUAUUGAACUUUAAACAGGCUACAUCAAUGAUGCCUAAAAAUCACAGAAUCCACAUACCUCAGCAAGAAUAGUUGUGACUAAUGAUAAAUCAAGUGCUAUAAUAACUGACAAUGAGAGUCAAUCCUCAUCUUUAUCUGAGAAAGAAGGACUUCUUAAAUUUAUCAUGCAGGAUUAAUCAGCUGACCAAAGCAAAUAGAUUGCUUAGAGAGACAAUUACACCUCAACUGAUUUCGCUUUCAACAAUAAAUAUUAAAUUUUUCUAAUGGAAUGUCAAGAUAAAAUGAGACUCGCUGAAUUAUAGCAAGAUAUGCUUUCUUCUUAACACACUGAGGAUAUAUUAAAUAUGAAGUCUAAGUCAAGCAGUUCCCCUGGCUAUUUUAAUGAAUAUAUGUAAGAAUGA
Molecule: messenger RNA, 1269 nt
Organism: Stylonychia lemnae
Lineage: Eukaryota; Ciliophora; Spirotrichea; Sporadotrichida; Oxytrichidae
Source: the annotation of a GenBank genome assembly